AUGGUGUACAUGCUUGCGUCGAGCGCACGGAGCGCUCUUCCCCUCCCGCGUAUCUGGGGCUGCCAUCGCGCGGCUUCGAGCGCGUCGGCGUCACUCCCCAGCCACUACACGCUUCCCUCCGGGGAUCGCAUUCCCUCUGUCGCACUCGGUGUCUGGAAGGCCGGCCGCGGCGAGGUCGGUCAAGCGGUCAAGGUCGCACUCGAUGCCGGUUACCGUCACAUCGACGACGCGCGCAUCUACCGCAACGAAGAGGAGGUCGGCGCUGCCUGGAGCGAGAGCGGCUAUAAGCGCGAGGACUUGUGGAUUACGAGCAAGCUAUGGAACGACCACCACGACCCGCGCGAUGUGGAGAAGUCGCUGGACGCGAGCCUGGAGGCGCUCAACACGACGUACCUCGACCUGUUCCUGAUCCACUGGCCGAUCGCGUUCAACCGCGAUGGGUCCGUGUACAACAAGGAGCUCACCGACGACCCCUUCCCCACCUGGCAGAAGCUCGAGGAGCUCGUCAAGAAGGGCAAGAUCCGCAACAUCGGCGUCAGCAACUUCAACAUCUGGCGCCUCUCCAAGCUCCUCUCCCACCCCAACAUCACCAUCCCGCCCGCCAUCAACCAGGUCGAGCUCAACUUCUGGAACCCCCAGCCGGGCCUCCUCGCCUGGGCCAAGGCGCACAACGUCCUCCUCGAGGCCUACUCGCCCCUCGGCGGCGACGGCCAGGUCGGCAAGACCCUCAACGAGCCCGUCGUGCAGGAGAUCGCGAACGAGCUCGCCAUCACGCCCGCGCAGGUCAUCAUCUCGUGGCACGUCCAGCGCGGGACGGUCGUGUUGCCGAAGAGCGUCACGCCGAGCCGCAUUGAGGAGAAUUUGCAGGUGACCCGCCUGCCGGAUGCGCUAUUCGAUAAGCUGGAGGCUGCUGCUGUGGGCAAGAAGCCGCAGCGCACGCUCAACCCGAGCAAGUCCUGGGGUCUGCCCUUCGACCUCUUCGAGUAG
Molecule: messenger RNA, 987 nt
Organism: Schizophyllum commune H4-8
Lineage: Eukaryota; Fungi; Basidiomycota; Agaricomycetes; Agaricales; Schizophyllaceae
Product: Aldo/keto reductase
Exons: 4
Coding region: 1-987 (328 amino acids)
Cellular component (GO): cytosol
Molecular function (GO): aldose reductase (NADPH) activity
Source: RefSeq, a predicted model, not a curated record